UAUAUAUAGAAAUCCCCAAUUAAUUUUAAGAAAUUUCUCGAUUCAAUUACCUUAUAACGACGUCGUUUAUGGCGCUCCGGACCGGAAUUCCAGGCCAAUUUGUGGCCGCCGCCGUGCUGGUAAUCCUCUCCACGGCGGCGGAUCCCGCCGACGAGCGGUGCUUGACUCACCUGAGCCAAUCCUUGGAAGAUCCUCAGAAGAACCUCCGGAACUGGACUAAAUCAGCUCUCGCCAAUCCCUGCCAUGGAUUCGAUUCUCUCCUCGCCGGAAUCACCUGCAACAAUGGCCGGAUUUUCCGGCUGUCGCUGCCGAGCCUCUCCCUGAAAGGCACAAUCUCGCCGUUCAUCUCCAAUUGCACAAAUUUGCAAACCCUAGAUCUCUCCUCCAACUCAAUCUCCGGCGCCAUCCCGCCGGAUCUGCAGUACCUGGUCAACCUGGCCGUGCUGAAUCUCUCCGGAAACCGCCUCGCCGGAGAAAUCCCCGGGCAGCUGGGGCAGUGCGGGUAUCUGAACGUAAUCGAUCUCCACCGGAACCGGCUCUCCGGCGGGAUUCCGCAGCAGCUGGGGAUGCUGGGGCGACUCUCGGUGUUCGACGUGUCGGAGAACCGGCUUUCCGGGUUGAUACCCGGUUCGCUGGGGAACCGGAGCCGGUUCAACGCGAGCUCGUACGAAGGGAAUAAGAAGCUGUACGGGUACCCGCUGGGCCCGAUUAAGAGCAAAGGGCUGUCGAUUGUGGCGAUUGUGGGAAUCGGGCUGGGCAGCGGGCUGGGCAGCCUCGUCAUCAGUUUUACUGCGGUCUGUGUUUGGUUAAGAAUUAGUGACCGCAAAAUGGAAACAUAUGACAACAAGAAUAACCAUUCCAUGCCUCACUAUUAAUUAAUUAAGCCUAGUCCUAUUUUAUUUUAUUUUUUUGUGGGGAAAAUUAUAUUGAUUGGUGUUUAUUAGAAGUUGCUUUUUUGACCCAUCAACCUUUUUAUUUUCCCUUUUAUUUUAUUUUAGUUAGGUAGAAUUGUGUAUACGAUUUAUUGUGUGAUUGUGAUUGUGAUUGCCUCAUGUGUAGCUAUGAAAUAAGCCCAUUUUA
This is a messenger RNA of Andrographis paniculata, 1080 nucleotides long. RefSeq names its product receptor-like protein 57. The transcript has a single exon. Gene Ontology annotation, molecular function: protein binding. The record is from RefSeq and is a predicted model, not a curated record. The coding region runs from base 69 to 875 and encodes 268 amino acids. NCBI's taxonomy places the organism in Eukaryota, Viridiplantae, Streptophyta, Magnoliopsida, Lamiales, Acanthaceae. Gene Ontology annotation, cellular component: plasma membrane.